AUGUAUCCCACUCGCGUUUUGCUUGAGAACCUUUUCGAAACUGUGCCACAAUUGAGCUGCCUGGACAUCGAACUCAUAUAUAACGAUUCGAUAAGCAUUGCAUUCGAUUUUGAGUUCAUCUGCGAGAAAUUUUCGUGUCUCCGACGCUUAGAACUGGACGUCCGUAAACAGACCCUAGCAGACAAUUCUGUUAGAAUUGACAGAUUGGAACAUUUAGAGGAACUUAAAAUACGUAACGCUAAGAGCAUUAGCUUCAUUCAUCGCAAUAACGUUCGGUGCUUGACAAUAAUGUUUCGUGUGUUAAGGAAAAGGGACCUUGACGAGAUACCGAAAAAGUUCCCUCGGCUCAACAGAUUAACCAUUAAUUGCGGCUAUUCGGUGUUUGCGUCCUGCUUUAUACGGCUACAUAAAUUGAUGCCCUCAUGUAGAAUCGACUACGAUUCGCACCGUUUCUAUCCACAAGUCUAUCCAUAA
Anopheles cruzii is the source of this 474-nucleotide messenger RNA. RefSeq lists its product as uncharacterized. NCBI's taxonomy places the organism in Eukaryota, Metazoa, Arthropoda, Insecta, Diptera, Culicidae. Bases 1 to 474 code for a protein of 157 amino acids. The transcript is spliced from 3 exons. The record is from RefSeq and is a predicted model, not a curated record.